AUGGAUGGACUGCCCCUACUUAUACUACCUCCAUCUCUGAUUCAUUCAGUGGAACAGACAGUGCUGGAAGAGUCAGGGGGAGGCCCCCACCAAGCUGGAACGACCCUGAAACUCAAAUGCCAAACCUCUGGUUUCCAGUUCAAGACAAGCAAGCUUGGCUGGUACCUUUGGGCCCCUGGCCAUGCCCCACUGUGGUUGACCAGUCUCAAGAGUAGUUCUGCAGAGGCCAGGGAAGACCGAAUCACCACCUCCAGGGAGGAUGCUGGCAGCCGGAUUUUCCUGCAGAUUGAAGGCCUGGGCCUCAGAGAUUCUGGUCAAUAUCACUGUUCAAGGAGGGUGGGCAAUGGAGAUGACACAGACAAGUUGGUCUUUGGUCGUGGGACAGAUGUGACUGUGGAGCCUGGACCUCGGGCCCCCCUGUCACCCAGUGUGUUCUUGAUGAGGAAUCAGGAUUCUGUGGCCUGCCUGAUCAGGAACUUCCACCCCAAGGAACUCCAUGUGUCCCUGGCCUCCUCUGGAGCUUUGAUCUCACACCAAGCUCUUGCUUUGAGUCCCAUGGCCAACGGCACCUACAGGGCUGUCAAGAUUGGCAGGGUUGGUGAGAAUGAUACAGUAACCUGCUCAGUGACACACCUUGGGAAAGAGAUACAUGUAUCCCACCAGCCAGAUCAUACUGGACCAGACCCUGGGAUUGCCUCUGAACAGAAACUGUCUUGCACUGAGAAAAAUCUUACAGAAGGACCUGAGCAGGAAAACAAGCUAUUCCUCAGUGUGAUGGGCCUGAGAUUGCUAUUCAUGAAGACUGUGGCCAUCAAUGUCCUCUUCACCGCCAUGGCCUUGAUCUCCUGAGGAAGAACUUAAGGAAGAAGGUCUAAGAAGUUGCCACUUGGAAUCCGGAUCUCUCUGGGGACCCCAGAAUGAUCUCUGGAUAAACUCAAGAUGACUCCAGAAUGACCCCCAGCACUCAUAAUUAUUCCAGUUAUGUUUAAUGCCCCUUAAGCCCAAAACUUCAUUGCUGGGUCCAUAUUUCCCAUGAUAUAGUAUUCCUAAUUUCCUUAAUCCAACAAUAAAGACAAGAAAGCCUU
Molecule: messenger RNA, 1085 nt
Organism: Trichosurus vulpecula (common brushtail)
Lineage: Eukaryota; Metazoa; Chordata; Mammalia; Diprotodontia; Phalangeridae
Product: immunoglobulin alpha-2 heavy chain-like
Exons: 5
Coding region: 1-849 (282 amino acids)
Biological process (GO): innate immune response; defense response to bacterium; phagocytosis, engulfment
Cellular component (GO): blood microparticle; external side of plasma membrane; immunoglobulin complex, circulating
Molecular function (GO): antigen binding; immunoglobulin receptor binding
Source: RefSeq, a predicted model, not a curated record